This is a messenger RNA of Pelmatolapia mariae (spotted tilapia), 1674 nucleotides long. Its product is annotated as sialic acid-binding Ig-like lectin 14. Bases 16 to 1674 code for a protein of 552 amino acids. The transcript has 7 exons. The record is from RefSeq and is a predicted model, not a curated record. Lineage: Eukaryota; Metazoa; Chordata; Actinopteri; Cichliformes; Cichlidae.
UCUCGAGCCUCGAACAUGUUUGUUCUCAUCUGGUCGGCUCUGUUUGUCUCUGUGAAAGGCAGCAUUGCUGACACAGGUGACUCAGCCUUGGCGCAACAACACUGUGACAAAGGAUACUGUCUUAAUCUCACUGAGCGAGAGCUAACAGCAGAGGCUGGACUCUGUGUUGUGAUCCCGUGUUCUUUCACUACUGCUGCUAACUUUACACCCAAACAUAUAGUUUGGUACAAAUGUGAAGCAUCUCAAAAAAUUUGCAGUGAUGCUGACAUAAUAUUUCACAGCAACAAAACCACAGACACAAACACUCAGUCUGGGUUUGAAGGACGAGUGUCACGUUUGGAGCCUGAUGUGAGUCAGAACAACUGCAGCAUCAUCAUUAAUGAUCUCAAAGAGUCUGAUAAUGGAUCAUAUCAGCUCAGAGUUACUGGAGAACUGAAUGGAAAACAAGAUGGAUUUACAUUCAUUCCAAGAGUAACUGUCUCUGUUAAAGGUCUUAAUCAAAAACGCAGAGUUAAGAUUCCCACACUGACAGAGGGACAGCAGGCCACACUGACCUGCACUGCUCCUGGUCUCUGCUCUGGAUCCGUUCCUAAAAUUACCUGGACAUGGAGAGGAGCAGGAGGGACUGAAUCUUACAUUGCAGGGAACAGCACUGCUUUCAAGACCGGGAAUCUGACUGCUUUCAGACAGAGACACAUCUCAACUUUGACCUUUAAUCCUUCAUCUGAACAGCACAACACUAGUGUCACUUGCAAGAUCAACUUCACAGGUGGAAAAAGUACACAGAAGACUUUCACUCUAAAUGUGAACCAUAACAGGGCUGCUCGGAUCAUUGGGAAUACAACUGUGAAGGAGGGAGAUGUUCUGAAUCUGACCUGCAGUGUUGAAAGCUUUCCUCCAUCUGUGAUCGUGUGGUCUAAAUGUGGUUCUAACACAAAACUGCACAAUGACACUGGAUCAGCUAUACUUGUCGUCCGUAAUGUGACAUCAGAACAUUCAGGGCAGUACAUCUGUACAGUAAAACAUCUGGACACAGCUGUGACUUCAUAUGUUGAUGUAACUGUGACUUGGCAUACAAAGAUACAGAAUGGCUCAGGAUGUGUGCUUCAGUCUGAGGGUUUGACCUGUGUUUGCAUCAAUGAAGGCUUUCCUUUACCUAACAUCACAUGGCCUCUGUUGAAUCACCACACUGAGUACUCUGUCAUUACUAGUGUAUUAAACCACACAGUCAACAGCACUGUCAGUGUAACUGUAAAAAACCAUGGCAACAGCACUGUUGAAUGUGUCAGCAACAAUGGAAAUGGAGAAGAAAGAGAAAACCUGCUGAUCAAUAACAACUUGUCCAAAAAAGAUGUGCUACAGAUAUAUGACGGUCAAGCAUUACAAAACAACCAGACCCUGAACUCAAACAGUGGGACAAACGAAGUGGAAUAUGCCACCAUUGAUUUUUCCCUGUUAAAAACACACAUUGGCAGAAAGGCAGCAAGGACGCAAGAAAGCACAAAGACGGAGUACGCUGAAAUCAAGAAGAUAAUAAAAAAAGAACAAGAAGAUGAUGGUGGAGACGACGGUAAAAUGUUGGAGGGGGAGAUGAAACACUGUGAACCAGAAAAGAAGGAAGAGGAAGAUGAGGCAGUGUACUCCACUGUGAAUGAUAUAAUAGAUGAUAAUUAA